AUGCCCUUACCGCACGACAUACAAGAAAAAUGGCGUAGUUUAAUUACAGACUUGAAUUCAGUGACAACCACUACGUUUCCUAGAUACUACUACACCUGUAUUCACAUAUUCUGCGACGCUAGUUUGUUAUCUUAUGGUGCUACGGCAUACGUCUGCAGAGACAACCAGUCUACAUUGAUGAUGGCUAAGACGCGUGUUGCUCCGUUGAAAAAGUUAACGUUACCGAGGUUAGAGCUGAUGGCUGCAGUGAUUAGUUCCAGACUAUGUAAGCACCUGAAGCAGAACACCAGCAUACCACAGAUACACCUUUGGUCAGACAGUCAGAUUGUGUUGUACUGGCUCCAGACAUCCAAAACACUCCAGCGAAUCGUUAGGAAUCGUGUGACUGAAAUCCACGAGCUGACCGAAAACCGGAAAUCUAGGUAUUGCCCGACGAAGGACAAUCCCGCAGAUUUACUCACCAGAGGAAUUUCGACAUCGCACUUCAAAAUCAGUAAUCUAUGGUUCCACGAAUCUAAAUGGCUCACUACACCUGACAGUUGGCCAGUUUGGCAAGAAAGAGAUACUUAUGUUACUAUGGCAACGAUUACAGAUCCAGUACCUAUUAGCAAAUCAGAAGAUACAGCUUUACAAGUGAACAACAGCAGUUUUGUUACAGCUUAUGUACUGCGUUUCAUAGAUAACUGUCGGGGUGAGAGGUCCACUGGAAGUCAACAAACUUUAACUACAGAGGAACUUCACAGGGCAGAGAAGGUGUGCAUACGAAGCUGCCAGAUGUCUAAAUAUCGAGCAGAAGUGAAAGAUAUACAGACCAAGAGAUACAAACUCCCACUAUCUAGACAGCUUAAAUUAUUUCUCAAGAAUGGACUUUUGAAGUACCGUGUCCACAAUGCACCACUAGACGAAAUGACCAAGUACCCGUACCUGUUGCCUGCUAAACAUCCAUUCACCAACUUGGUUAUCAAGGACGCACACUCAAGAUUACUACAUGCCGGCGUUAGUUCAACUAUCACGUUCUUAAGACAGAAGUACUGGAUUCCGUCUAUCGGUCAAAAUGUGAAGGUCAUACUACGUAAAUGUACCUGUUGUAAGAAGAUUGUUGGUAAACCAUACUCAGCACCUGAUCCACCUCCACUACCAAAGAGCAGAGUUUCUGACGUCAAGCCGUUUACCUACACAGGAGUAGAUUUCACUGGGGCAUUACUGGUUCGAGAUAACAACAGAAACGACGUUAAGGCAUACCUAUGCUUGUUUACGUGCGCUACUACGAGAGCAGUUCAUCUAGAACUAGUUCCAGAUCUAUCAGCAGAGUCAUUCCUACAAGCAUUCCGACGUUUUUGUAGCAGAAAAUCUGUUCCUCACGUUAUGAUGUCAGACAACGCCGACACCUUCUUAUCAGCAUCCAGACAGUUACAGGAUUUGGUGCAGUCUAUCACAGUCAGAGAAGAACUCAACGACAGAGGAAUUGAGUGGAAGAUGAUACCAAAACGCGCACCUUGGUUCGGUGGAAUGUGGGAACGUCUUAUAGGUCUGACGAAAACAACGAUAAGAAAGUGUUGGGACGGUCCUAUGUCACCUACCAAACGUUACAAACUGUGA
Mercenaria mercenaria is the source of this 1599-nucleotide messenger RNA. RefSeq lists its product as uncharacterized. The coding region runs from base 1 to 1599 and encodes 532 amino acids. The transcript has a single exon. NCBI's taxonomy places the organism in Eukaryota, Metazoa, Mollusca, Bivalvia, Venerida, Veneridae. Gene Ontology annotation, molecular function: nucleic acid binding. Gene Ontology annotation, biological process: DNA integration. The record is from RefSeq and is a predicted model, not a curated record.